Myxocyprinus asiaticus (Chinese sucker) is the source of this 1939-nucleotide messenger RNA. RefSeq names its product chromosome 6 C7orf25 homolog (gene c6h7orf25). The record is from RefSeq and is a predicted model, not a curated record. The transcript is spliced from 2 exons. Lineage: Eukaryota; Metazoa; Chordata; Actinopteri; Cypriniformes; Catostomidae. Bases 128 to 1441 code for a protein of 437 amino acids.
CCAGGUGGCGAUAUACAUACUCACUGAUACAAUGACAGCGCUAACUUCUUCGACUUCGGGGUUGAAAAGUGUCGGCUAAAAACACAAGAUACAGGAACCUGUAAAUGCUGAAUAAUGUUCAACAGCAAUGGCCACUUACUCCACGCUGCAGGACAGAAUCAGAGUAGCCAAGGAGCUGCUUGAGCAAGUGGACAAGAUUUGUAGUCGGCAAGGCCGUGAGGUUGAGGGACGUGCUAAAUUGUGCAGUAAGCUCCGGGCUGAGCUCAAGUUCCUGCAAAAGGUGGAGGCUGGCAAGGUCGUGAUCAAGGAGUCUCACCUGCAAAGCACCAACCUUACUCACCUGAGGGCCAUCGUUGAAUCAGCUGAAAAUCUAGAGAAUGUGGUGAGUGUCCUGCAUGUGUUUGCUUAUGAAGGACCUGAUGGGCAGAAGCAGACAUUGGUGGUUGAUGUGGUGGCAAAUGGCGGACACACAUGGGUGAAGGCUAUUGGGCGCAAGGCUGAGGCGUUACACAAUAUCUGGCAAGGCCGUGGCCAGUAUGGGGAUAAAAGUGUGAUCCAGCAAGCAGAAGAUUUCCUUGAAGCCAGUCAGCAGCAGCCUGUGCAGUACAGCAAUCCUCAUAUUAUAUUUGCUUUCUACAAUGGUGUGUCCAGCCCUAUGGCUGACAAGCUUAAAGAAAUGGGUAUAUCUGUAAGAGGUGACAUAGUUGCUGUUAAUACAAUGAUUGAAGGUGGAGAGGAGGAAGAGGAGGAUGAAAGUGAAGACAAACAUGGUUUGGAGGAAGAAAAUCAUGAGCUAGAGAAUGAAGUUGUGGAGGUAGAAGAGGAGGAGGAUGAUGAUGACAACGAUAGUGAUGAGACAGACCUCAUGCACACUCGAGUUGAUAGGGACACCAUUGUGGCCAGCCUUGCCUUCCCCACUGAGGUGAAGGUAGAUGUUUGCAACAGAGUUAACCUUGACAUCACUACACUGAUCACUUAUGUGUCCUCCCUCAGCCAUGGAAACUGUCACUUCAAAUUUAAAGAGGUGGUGUUGACUGAGCAAGCUGCACAGGAACGGCAAGAGAAAGUCCUACCCAAGCUGGAGGAGUUCAUGAAGGGAAAAGAGCUGUUUGCUUGUCAUUCUGCCGUUGAGGACUUCCGCGUCAUCCUGGAUACUUUAGGUGGCCCAGGAGAAAAAGCCAGAGCUGAGGAACUGCUAGUCAGGAUUAAGGUGGUUCCAGACCAGCCCUCUGAGCGCACCAAACGCUUGGUUACUAGCUCAAAGGUGAACCGUAGAUCACUGAUGAUCUUUGGGACAGGAGACACAUUGCGGGCUGUCACUAUAACUGCAAAUAGCGGUUUUAUUCGUGCUGCUGCUAACCAGGGUGUGCGCUACAGUGUGUUCAUCCACCAACCCCGUGCACUCACCGAGGGAAAAGAGUGGAGAGCAACUCCGAUAUGAGAGAAAUAUGACUGAAGAGCUGUAAAAGUUAUAAAGAGCCAUUAAGGGAGGGAACUGUAUAAGAAAUGGACAGGGUUGUUAAUUUCAUGCUUAAAGCCAGACACUUAUGAGAGGCAGUACUGUAUAGUUGCAAAUAAAUUGCACAGCUGGUCGCAGAGUCAAACACAGCAAUGUUUUUGUGACUCUUUACAUAAACACCGUAAGCUCAGUGCCUCGAUUGCUGAACUUCAAUGCAAAGCCAGCACAGAUGUCAAAUUAAAGAAAUGUAUCACCAUAUAAAAAAUAUAGUGUCAAAAACAGCGUUUAAACAAGCAAAUAGCCUAUUUUCUUUUCAAAGCCUUCGGCUACCUGCUUCAGUUUUGUUUUUUUAAGUUUCUUUUCCAAAACCAUCAGUUUAGCUGAUUGAUGUUUUCAGUUAAUCUUGAUUCUCACAUCCAUUUUUGUUAAAGAGUACAAAAUAAAUGAAUAUAAGCAAAAAUAAAAAUCCUUCAAAUGUUA